Molecule: messenger RNA, 14028 nt
Organism: Caenorhabditis auriculariae
Lineage: Eukaryota; Metazoa; Nematoda; Chromadorea; Rhabditida; Rhabditidae
Source: the annotation of a GenBank genome assembly
AUGGUCGGCUUUUGGCUGACAGUACUGUUUUCUGUGUUAUUAACUGAUUUUGCGUUUGCUACUGUCCCAUUUUAUCGGACUUUGCUAUAUGGAGAAAAGCUCAAGGGAUUUCUUACGGUUGGUUUUUUUCUCGAGUGUAUCACGAGAAUUUUUUUCACUCAUUGUCCAGUCUGUUUGAAGCAAGUUUGUAGUGGUUUUUAAAUUUGAGACACAUGUAUCCAAAACGGAUGAGCUUCCUAGGAUGUUUCCGAAGUUAUCAGAAUGAAAUAUUAGCUUUGGCUAAGGUUUUUUUUUUUCAAAUAAUACUUUAUUUGCCGCUAGCCUGAAAAAAAUACUGCCAAAAAUUAUGCACUGGCUCCUAUUCAAAAAUGUUUUUUUCUGCUAUGGGAUAUGAACUUUGUCAGAGGAAAGUUGUAAGGUGCGUAUCAUGUACCGCUCAACGGAACCAGGAACUGAUUUUUCGACUUUUCUUUUCACUUGGCCAAUGGAAGUUUUGUAGUUUUUGCGGCCGGCAAUUUUUCUGCAUGCAAUGACUUUUUUUACCGUCCUCAGGCGAUUAACAUCAAUGACAACCGCGAAAUUUCACAUUGGCAACAUGGGGAACUUCCGUUAAGCGAUUUGGUUCAUUCUGAUAAGAAAAAUGGGCAAUAGACGAGACAUGGUGGAGUUUCACAGAUUUGGAACGCCGGACAAUAAGACAGAUCGUCGUGAUAGAAGUUCUCCGUUUUCACAGAUUAAACAGUGUAAUCUUGAGUUUUCACCCAUGUUUCGAUGAAUUCAACGAACGUUUGAAACUUGAAUUAGGAAGAAGGGACAUAAUUUGUUUAACGCUAGCUGAGGCCAAAAAAACUAUGGGAACUUCUGAACCUCUUUUUCCUUCAAUGAGUUCUUUUUUGUCCGCAAGUGCUAACUGCACUUAAUAAAGUUCUUCGUUUGAUCGAAAAUACUGUUUUUCAACCUUUCACUGAUUUUUUUUCGAUCUGGUUACGUCGGUUAGAUUCGAAAACAUAAUGACAGCGGGGUGCUUUUUUGCGCUAUGGUUCGAGGCAAAUCCCGUUGAUCAACGACCGUGAAAACCGAUUUAGAAGAAAAUUGGACGGAUUUGAUGUAGGAACCGUCCGGGUGGAUUUGAUUCAAUGGGAUUUGGCCUGUCUAAUGUCGUCUAAUUCGUUUCUUGACGCUUUAAGUUCUCAGAUUGCGCCCGUAAAUUGUGAUUGGCAUCAUAUUAGUGAUCAAAAAAAGUUCGUUGGAAGGUUACGGUGUGAAGACGUUGAUAAAAGUGAUCUUUAUUCUAAAAAAUAUUUUUUGAGAGCUUUUUAUAAAGUCACACUACUAGCUUAUGAUCAACAAAAUUCUCAUAAAGUCACGCUUUAAGAUCUUAUUUGACAACAAGAAGUGGAAAAACAUGUUUCUCCUACGUUUUUUUUUAGAUCUCUCCAGCAGAUGAUCAUGGUGACAUGUAUGUGCUCAGCUUCGACAUACGGCAAAAGCCGCCUGGAAACCUUCGAUGGGGUGUACACAUGUCUUCGGCUCCCUACGACAUGGCGGUGAUGACCGACAACUGCAAGAGGGUCAAAAAGAGCCCGCCCAUCGUCAAGAACGUCACGCUUGCCGACUCGACGAUUGCCGGCGCCGGCCUUGCAGGCAACGCCGUCGUCAUUUCUGGCGAUAACAGCGAGGUCAGUUUUUUUUUUCGAGUGGUGGUUACGAAGGCAUUGUUGACGUUUAAAUAAAUGCUAGAAUUUUUGGAUUUUAGGACACACUUUUCAAUUUUGUUCGGUGAUGUGAACAAUGUUUCUCACACAAUCCAGUUCAGAUGGAAAUAGGGAUAGUAUCAGAAAUAAAGUUAAACGAGGUCAAUCCGUGAAUCAAAGAGAUAAUAACAAUUCUUACACUAAUAUUUGAUAACAAGGAAACAUAUAUUUUUAUUUUACGAAAAACUUUCUCGAUUUCUUACCGAUGUUCUCUUGAACUUCUCGACAUUCCAAAAACUUGAAAAGACAAAAAAAAAACCACUUGACAAACUUCCGGCGUUAACAGGUCCUGGCGUGCGCGACGGUCAUUCUGCCAGGACAGGAGCUUAAGCACGCCUCAUUUCACGCGGAACCCAUCGAAGGUCACGUUCACAUCAUACCCGUCAAGAACAACACGGUGAGUGGGAAGAUUACGACGCAAACUAGAGUUUCUUUCGUUUUGAAGAUUCGUUUACUGCCGGAUCUCAAGUACAUGCGCAAGUAUGACGAUAUUGAGCCGAGCAAGGUGAUUAUGACGUGGGCUUUUGUGGAAAGCUGUGAAAAACCCAUCGAACAGUUUUCCGAUGGCAGCGAAAUCGGAGUCGAUUCUCGCGCCACAUUUGUUUACGGUUAGUUGACCAUGUUUUUAUUGUGGACGUAGAUUACUUUUCUGUAUCUACGAGAAAGAUAUUCUUAGUGUAAAGAUUCGGGAAAUGAAUAAGGCCUAAGUUAGAUCAUACCUUGAAAAAAGAAAAUUGCCAAUCAACGGAAAUUGCAGAUCUCCCAGCCAAUUACUCACUUCAAUCGCUGAUGCUUCUGCGCGCUGGUCAACCCUUUGCUUGUGCCUCAAUUCAAAACGUCGAGCCCAGGACUAUAAAAGCCUUAGGAGUGACCCUCACGCAGGUCUUUAAAAUUUUAAUUGGAAUAAUAAGUUUAUUGUAAUCAAACUCAUUUUUAAGCCAGAUAAAAGCUUAGUAUAGUGUGUGUACCACGACUUGGAAUUUCACCAAACGACAUUCCGCUGUGCCGCUGCGCGCCUUUGCGAACCUCGGUCGCGCUUUUAAUUUUUUUUUCUUUUAUCAAGGUACUCUACUUUCACGUGUUCGCACAGCAAUAACAAUAAAUUGAAAGAGUGACUUAUUUGAAAGUCGCUUCGCGAACGCACGCAGCGGAACAGCGGAAUGUCGUUCCGUGAAAUUUCAAAUCGUGGCACACAGACUAUAGUCGUCAUGAUAUUUAUUUUUGACUGGCUCCUCGUCAUCAAAAUCAUUCUGAAAUUAAGCCAUUUUUGUUGGUGUGUAUCAAACAAAUAUCCGUUUCUUCCGUUUUGAAGAUGCCAGUCAAAUUCAAAUCUCAUAUGAAAACAAAGGAAAACUUGUAAAAGUGAGAUUAAAACUUUUCAGGCUCAUUAUUUCGAAUCAGUUAGAACUAUCACCAACCCUGCACCUUCCGAACUUCAUGUCCGGUUGGUAUUUCCUGUGAUUUCAUUUUCAAACUGAACUAAUUUCAGAGACGAUUGCCUUGACAUUUCUACUGAAGUUAUCCACGAGAGCUACGAGGCUUAUUAUCCGUCGAUAAACAUUUUUGGAUCAGAAACAAUUAUGCUGAAGGUGAGAUAUAAUGUUUUUUUAGAGACAAAACAGUGCAGAAACAUUUUCCUGCUUGAAAAGCUUUGUUUCUUUAAAAUAAUAAAACGAAAAAAUCUUGAGGUUGCCGUUUCAAUUUUUCUGGUCAUUUCCAAAGAAUACUUUAAAAAAGAUGUUUCUCUUUUGUUUUCAAAUGUGAUCAAGGAAAAUGAUCAUACUGAGCUUAUAACUUCUUUUUUGUUUUUAUAUGCGAUGGGAAAACGGUUUAUUUUAACUAAAGUAAAACGAUAACUGGUUUUACUUGGUUCAGUUGAUGAAUGCUUUAUUCCGUUAGUUUAUAAAGUUUUCGAUUGAAUUUUCGGAAAGUAUUUGAAAUUUGAGAAAAUCUCACUCAAAUACAAUCAUUUUUUUGCAACACCUAUAGAAGGAACCGUUAAAAUUGAGAAAACUAUUAAGUUUUUCAGUCGCUUGUAGCGAAAGGAACGUGUAGCGUACUUCGGCCACAAUUCGCUCGUCCGGCCGCUUUCGCCAAUUUCGUUCACCCAAUUAUUGGCAGGUUGCUUGAAUACUCCAACGUUUUUCGACCAUCUCGUUUUUUUCUCUCUCAGAAUUGCCAUUGUGGACACCAGCGACAAGGUUUUGCUGACCGGCGAGUUGAGAAAUGUUUUCGAUGAAAUGGCGACCAGGGCUACUGUGCAGGUUAAUUGAAUAAAAAAAAUCAAUAUUUAUAAUGGUUGUUAUUUAAAAUUCUUCCAGUGAUAAAGGACACAAGUUGAGAAUUACUGUGAAAAAGAAAACUUUCCUGGAAGUCAGACAUUUCCUUCAGAAAGUCACAAAAUUUUUUUCAACUGCUAGAAUGCGGAGCAACUGCGACGUGUUCUGUUAUACCAUGAUUUUUUUCAUCCGAACGGAGAUGGCUCAUUUUGAAAUUUCAAAAAAAUUCUUAUUCAGAAACAUUUCGAAGCUAAUUCGAAAAACGUUUUCAUCUGAAAAAAAUGAAAGCCUUUUUACUUUUUUUCUUGAACAUUUUUUUGUUCUGUCAUUUUUUUGUUCUUACUUUGAGGUAUCCGAUAAAUUCGCGGAAACUACGGUCUGUUCACACGCGUCUUGUGACGACUGUUUCCUGGUGCAGGAUGCUGCAGUUGUUGUUGGAAAAAAUGAACCUGACGGUGAAUCAUUUACUUCUUUUCUUGUGAUUAACUUUUCAACGUUCAGUGUCCUUGAUGGGAGUGUUUCCCUGGUUUGAUAUCACACUGAUGCGGUCGGUUAUUGUAGACUUGCAAUGGAUGAAGGUUAGAAAUUUUUCAAAAAUACGAGAAAAAAAGUAUUUUUCUAAUGCAAAUUGAAGUUUUUGGUUGUUCUUCCUCAAAUUUGAAAUUCUCUUUGUCUGGAUUUCGCUGUAAGGCAUGAGCAUCCGCAAAGUUCCAAUUUGUAUUUAAAUUUAAAAAAAUAGCGCUGUGAAAUUAUGAUUUCGAAGAAUAAAUAUUACCUGAAGCAUCCGUUUUUUUAAGAAUAGGUAAAAAAACUACCGUUGGCUGAAUUCCAGAGAAUUUUUAAUUUAGAGUAUUUUUUGCCUAUUCUUAAAAACGGAUGCUUAAUAUAUAUUUUUCAAAAUCAUAACUUUACAUUUAUUGAGAAAGAAUGGGUUGCAAAUAGUUUUGAAGGUCAAUUAAUCAAUGAUCAUAUUUAUUUUUAGUCAUAAUUUUGAUCUAAUAGAAGGUGAACAAUUUUAAAACCAUAGCGACUGAAAAUUUUCACUUUUUUCAUUGAAAAGUACAUGGUUUGAUAUUUUCUGUGUUUUCGAGUUUUCGAUUCAUUGUUCAAAGUUCAGAUCUGCGCCAACCUCACUCAACUGCCUCAAGGAGCAAUUUCCAUGCACGCGUUGAUUAAAAGAAUAUCACCUGUCUCUGCGCCUACUGUCGCGUCAAUCGUCGCCCUAGAGUACCCUGCCAAUAACUAUACAGAAGUGAUCUCUAUCCAGUUUCCAGUCAUUCGACAGAUCGCUUUUGCAGGUUCUCAUAAACAAGCGUCAGAAGUUUUCUCAUACAGCCGCACACUUCCGUCCUCUUGAUAGAAGCGUCACCAACGGCCCUCCUUGCGGCGAACAAAAUCUUGGACCAACUAAAAACGUAGGAAUCCGAACAUUGAAUACACUAAUGUGCUCGAAUCUCGUUUCCAGGUGAACUGGAUAAACAGCAUUCGGACCAAGCUUGGCGGGAAGAAAAAAAUGAUUCUAGGCUGGUUUUUUUGCUUCAAUUAAAAAAAUUUUGAAGAUACAAAAAGUAUAAUUAUGAAUUGAAGGAAGCAUCUGGAAAAAAAUAAGAAGUUGAAAAAAAUUUGCCUUCUUGAUAGCUAAUUCAGAGAUUGAAAAAAAGUUGCAAAAAAAUCAACUUUUUAGUUCUCCUGGCUUUUUGACCAACAAGUAAUUAUUUUUGCUUUUGGUCGAUUAAGGAACUUUUAAAAAAAUCAAAGAUGCCUUUUUUUCACUAAAUUUAUAGCGCACAAAUUUCAAUUCUCGACACUUUUCGAGCUUUUUUCGCAUUUUGGUUAAGCUUUUUUUCUUGUUCAGAAACAUGCGAACUUUCCUCUUUUCACACACCUUUUAAAUUCAAUUUGCGAACUAAUGUAAACUUUUUUUAUUCAUAAAUUUAGGAAAAAACUUGUUACAGUGUCAUUGUGAACGAGAACCUGGUCACCGGACCUAAAAGCAUAAUGGGAACCUCGAUUCUGCUCAGUGAAGGAAAUGAGGUCUUCUGCGGACAUUUCGAGCCUCUCAGUGAGAGAAGUGUUGCUUUCGCGACGUUCACUGAGCCUUACGCUGGAUACAUCAAACUGGUUAUUCUGUUUAUUGGAACUUCCAUGGAAAGCAAAGUUCAGACUCAAUUCACUUCAACGAACUAUGAAAACCUUUUACCUACUGAAGUCUACUACUCGAUUCAACAGGCAAAUACGAACCAAAGAACGAUGCAUUCGGUUUGUCAUAUACGAUGUUCUUUAAAAAAAAGUCUCUAUGCCUCCCAAUUUUAGAAUACAUUUUUUUUAAAUCAGUCCUUCAUAACUUGCACCUGCGAAAACUUCUAGGGAACACAUCUUCGAAGUUUCGAUCUGCACUAAACCAACGCCGAAAACUAUCGGUUAUAUAAAUUAUCAUAUACGGUGGUAAUCUAGACCUUUGAAUAGUUUUUGAAAGAGUUUGCUAGAUUGAUAGAAAAUUCUAUCCUUUUGAGUAAAGGAUUGAAUUUUUCAAAACUAUGAUCAACUAUAAGUGUGUGACUUUGCAACAUUCAGGAGCCAGUCGAAUGGGAAGUCGUUAGUCAGCAAAACAUGACUUGCAGAACGGCCUUGGUUUUCAAUCCUUUUCAAGUGAACGUGAGUUGGGAGAAGUAUUUCAGAAAAAGAAAAAAGAACUGAUUCAUUCAAGGACACGGACUGUAUACCUGGAAAAAAUGAGCUUUGUCCCAUUGGAAGUACUUCAAAAAAAUCAGGAAAUCUGAUUUCGAACUCGAAAAACCAUGUCGUCACACCAAACCUACCUCUCAAUGGGCCAUAUUCGGGUGAUUUUUUUGCAAGAAAUGUCUCUUUAGUUGAGUUUGCAGUUGUGGGAAAGUCGAUAAGACUGAAGUCAACACGAAACCCUGCUCUGAUUUCAUGCGAACCUUUGAAAAAAGUUACUGAGGUCUGAACCAGCAGAAUUCGGUUUUUGAAAACAGUUUGGCAGGCGAGUUUUCGAUGGAUUGUGUCGAGUAACAUGUCCUUGUCUGCAAUACAAGCGGCCGUCGCAAAGAAGGCAAACAUCGAACUGUACAAGGUUGAUCUUUUUCUUGAUAAGAAGCCGAUGAAUAACUAAAUUCAGAUCGAAGUCGAUUACACUCGGGAGCUUUUCCAAGCUCGGUGUAGCAUCUAUCGAAUUACAAUUUUAGGUGAGGACAAUUCUAAAAUAUUUUUCCGCUCAUUCUGGGUCGCUGUCUGAGAAAGCUCUCAGUUUUUAAGAGCUCCAGCUACUUUGUUUUUCACGAUCAUCUCUUCAUAGAAGAGUCAAGAAAAAUAAUAAAAAAAAAUAAUAAAGAUUUGACAGUUUUUAAAAUUAAUUUGAAAGAAUUGCACCAAAGAAAAAAAAUCUUACAGAAGAAGACGAGAAACUUGCCAUGAUUCUCGAGCUGUUCGACAUGGAAGCACGAAAAUUCAAAGAUGACGAAGAUUUUUCUUGUGGCGGAGAUUCAAGGAAAAGUCCAGGUAGACCUGCUUCACCUCCAAACAACGUCACAUCACGGCAAUCUUCUUCUUUCUCUCUUUUUCAUGAAUUCCUCUUGCCACUGAUUUUAUUGUUAAUAUUUAAUGUCAGUUUAAUUAUUUGACCGCAGUUCUUUCAUUGAUACAACGUGUGACAAACCUUUGACGUGAGAACUUCAAUCUUAUUUUAUCGAUAUUAUCGACUAUUUCCAAUCCCAAGAAAGGUAAUUUAUUUUCGUUGUAUGAAUUUUCUCGAAAAUCGGGAAGAACAUUUUUUGAUCCACCAGUUAAAAAUCCUGAGAGUCCUAAACUCCUCGGUCUUUGUCACUUUGGACGAGCUUUUUUGUCUGAAACGACUGCUGAUUUUUGGGGGAAAAAAAGAGUUUUGAAAAGUCAAUCUUGUGUGGAUAGAGUCAUUCUAUCCCAACUUUUUGAAUGUUGUAAGAAUCACGACCAUCGUUUUGUUUUGUAGAAAUCCUGUCUUUUCGGUGAUUAUACGUGUACAUCAAAUGGAACCAAUGUAAUGUAUUUCAAAACGUGUAAAUAAGAGAUAUUUUCGUCAACUCCGGACGCGGGCAGAGUCACUUCCUUCCUGAAUGAGUUAAAGACUUGUCUGCUCCUUUGGCAUUGCCCAUAUCGCAACAUGCCACAUUUUCUCACCAUUUGUUACCGAUCGAAACAAAAUGUUCGGUUAUUUGAUACUCAUUUAUUCACGUUUUUUUUUUGCAUAAAAGUAUUUUAUUUUCAAUUUUAUAUAAUCGGAUGGCUCUUCAGGGCUGCACAGACUAAAAGACCAGAAGCUCAGAGUUCUUAUGAUGAUGUCGUGUAGGUGACAAUGAGAAUUAAAAAAAGAAAUGAUGAAAGCCUUGUUUUAUAUGAGUUGUACCGAAUUGACCAUUUCUCGACUUGAAAACCUCAAAAAAAGCUUUUUUAAAGCUCAGAAAAACGCUAUAGUUGCAUUCAGGGCAAAAAUGGUUUUUUACGGUCGAGGUUUCUUAAAUGAAGAAUCGCUUCGAGAGGUAAAUUCAAAAAUGAAUCUUCAAAUGUUAUCAAAGAGAUAAACGAAAAUUUCGAAAUAAGCAGGCGAGUCAUAUUUGAGUCACAUUCGUACAUUCCAGGCUCCGUACCUUUUUUUCGACGUGGAUGCCGUGGAAUUUUUGAGCAUCGGCAAGAUCCUUCUUCACCACAUCUGAUAACUUCUGCUUAUUCCAUUUUUCACGUUUUCUCCUGACUUUUUCCAAACAAAUUCACGUUAUACUUCUGUGAAUUCUUCGAAAAGUGUGGUAUUUUUUAAGAAAGUGCAGUUUCUUUAAUGAGUUAUUACCAUGGUGAUCGUUCAUUAGAACACAUUCUUUGCAUGAUUAAAUAUAAAGUUGAAAGAUCGGAGUGUCUUUUAUAGACUCCAGGUGGUUAUGUUGUCUCUUCGAACUUCAGAAAUGUCUGAAAGAUAAGAAAACUUGAACUAGAGAUGUAUUAUCAACUUGGUUAAGGUGACUAAGCUGAAUAAAAAAAUUCCAAGGCUUGAUUUCUAGAAUAUCGCGAAGGAAUCGGCUAUAAAAACACGUCAUUCAGACCCUUGAGAUCCAUUUGAACAUAUUAAAAGUGAAAAUUAACUCAUUUUUUUACGACAUUCUUCAUUUUGAAAAAUAAUUGUUAUGAGAAUAUUGUAGAGAAAUAUUCUUAUUACUUUUCACCUAACAGAAAAAACGGACAGAUUGCUUUAGAAAAAAAUGGGCUUCAAAAGCUCUUUGCGGUUCUUAUUCCCGAAACGUGCUAAAGUUCGAAAGCCGUAGUAACUCUUGUAAAUUGCACGUUUUGCUCGCCGUCAGUAAUGAUACAUAGCAAUUGGAGGAGAAACGCCUGAGGAAAUCGCAGAGUGACCAUCACAGGUGCUGCUGUCCACUUACGGCGCCUUCUCCAGCGGUUACUAAGUAACCACGUCUGCGACUUGGCUCGCUGCCUGCUUCAGUGGGGUCAUUGCUGGCUUAAAAUAGUGAAAUUAUAGCAGCUGGCCGAGCGCCAAGAUGGACCCAGGCGGGGCCCUCGCUUGGGCCUUGCUGCUGUUCGUCUGCUUGGACAGUGCUUCCGCGGAGAUUUGUUCAGGUGAGUUCAAUUAUAUCUUUUUAAAACUACUCUCUUGUUUUGCCGUUAAUUCCUACCCACCUUUUCUCGCUUGAGAUGUAGUUUUUCAUUUGUGGUGUGUUGCGAAAGAUCAAAAAUGGCUUCCGAAUGGCUUUUUGGCUUUUGAUAAGCGUUUUCUAAGGUUUGAAAGCGAUAUGUAGGGUUGAAUUUGAGAAUUUCUUCUGAGAUGUUGAACUUUUUUCCGUAGCAUUAAUUUUUUCAUUCAUAUGACAAUGGUAAAAUGGCUAUGUCAGCUAAAAUGUGGGAAAACGAAAACGUAAAACGUGUUGAUUUUCUUUCUUUUAAUCUCAAAACUGAUAAAAAUGUCUUAUAAAGGUCACUUGAGUAUCACGCUCAGGGAUUAGAACAAAGCCUAACGAAUUGGACGAAUGUGAACGUUCAAAACAAAAAAAAAUUGCGUCAAGAUUUAUCCAUUGAAAUUCUCGAACUGCCACAAAAAUGUCCUUUCUUUCAGGUGAAAAAAAUUUUCAGCUUUUCUCAGUUUUUACUUAAUAGGAGAGUGUUCACAAUCAUUUUUUAUGUUCUCGUUUAUUAUUCUGAUUUAGGCCUUCAGGCUUUGAAGUAUCUUUUAUCUUUUUGCAUUUUUUUAAUCAGAAUUUGCAAAAACCACAUGUUUUCAUGUUCAAAAACGUCUUUUUGUGCCAAUUAGUUUCUAAUCUCAGCCAACUUCCAGGCGAACGAACUCUGACGGCAACAAAAAUGAAGCAGUAUGUAACUACGCCAAAUUAUGACCAAAAUCAGAACUAUCCGCCGUCAAUGGAUUGCACCUUUAUAAUUAAAGCGCCGGACAAACAUCGAGUUCUCAUUGAAAUUGAAGACCUUCAAACAGAACCCAACAUUUUUUCUAACUGUCGGGAUUACGUUGCUUUUUUUGAAGGUUGGUUUUUUUUCUCGAUCUAUGUUUAUUUUUUGGAUCUUUACGCUUUUUGCCAUUUUUUUAUCAAUAGUUUAAUCGGGUGUUGAGAUAAACGCUCAAGUUUUUUUCAAUUUUACCGGUUUUUAAAAAAAUAUUGGUAUUUUUUUGAAACCGUCUGCUGAAACACUUUUUGCAAGGUUUCUGAAUAAUUUUUUUAAUGCUGUAUUAAGUUUCUGAAAUUGGUCUGUUCUAUAUAGUAUAAAACAGCAAAUUCUCUAAAACCGCGCAACUUUGAUAAAUUGUAGAUUUCUGUGCGAUCUCAAAACAUGCGAACUUCACUUUGGCACGCAAGCUUCGUAGACCCUCAACAGAUAAUAAAUAACUCAGUCAUCUGCAAAAAUUUUUCAUUUGAUCUGAUGAAAAAUGUUCUGUGUGAACAUUUCUGAAAGUUGUUACAGAGAUUUGACAAAGCUUUCUUUUUUUAAAUUCAAAAAAAUUUCUGACUAAGUAAGAAAUUUCAAUUUUCGGCAACUUCAUGAUAAAAAAAUAGCUGUUUAAAUGCAUGAUUUUUCAAAAAUUCUAGAAUGACUUCUGAUGCAUUGAUCAUGAGAAAAUAAGAAGUAUUCCUUUUUUUUAAACAAUGUUGAUUGUUUCUCAUAUUUUUUGAGAGUUGUACUAAGGAAACUCAGAGAGCAAAAAAAAAAUUGCUCUCCGUAGCUUCAGCAGGCUACUAAACGGCUUUAAAACGUUUGAAGAGUGCAACAAAAAAGACAUUCCAGAUACAAAACGCGUUUAGAAAAAAAUAGAGAGUUUGUUCGGUUUCGGAUCGCGUUUCGAUAUAGAAGAUGGAAACUUUAUGCAGUUUUAAUGGAUGAAAAUUUCUUCUAAAAUUCGUGUUUUGAGUGAAACCCCUUGCUUUCAAACUUUGAAAUUUGAAGAAUUGCAUUACAAGUUGAUAAUUCUUGCAAUUUUUCUUCAAAGAAAACCAGUUACUGCGAAUUUACACUGUUACCAAAAACGUUCUGUUCUGGACAUUUAUCCGGGUAGUCAUUAAUAUUUUUGAAAUCAAGCUUUUUUCAGGAGAUUCAUCUCGAAACGAAGAGCUUAUAGGAAUAUACUGUGCAAGUCUGAGUCAUAGACAAGCAAGUUAUUUUCGUACUUCUCAAUAUUGAAAAUAAUUAUUUGAGAUUGUUUCUCAAAACAACUUUCUGACCAUUCUUCUGAAAUCCGACGACACUUAUGAAUACCGAGGAGCUAAACUAAGCUAUCAACUGAUCGGUAACUUGAAAGCUUUUUUUGUUCGAAAUAUUUUUGCUUCUAGAGCCUGAUUCUUGCCCCGAAGGGUGGAACACAACCAAUUUUGGCUCUUGUAUACAGUACGUAUGGGAAGAAGAUCAGGAUUGGAUUUCCGCGCAGGUUGGAUUUUUUUGAGAUAAAAAAAUAUAGAAUUUUUUGUUCCGUAUUCAAAUAGAUUUUCUGCUUUAAAAUUCUUUUAAAAAAACUUUUUCAAAAAAACAUCGACCUUUCCCGACUUGAAAGGCGAGAUGGGUUGACUGGCAACGGCGAAGCGUUGCGUGUGCGACGCGACUUUUGAUGGGGAAUUCGAAGGCAAAAAAAUGGGCCUCCUUUUUUUGUCCAUUUUUGAAAGUUUCUCAUUUAACGAAAUUUUUUUGGGUUCUAAAAAGAUUCAGAAUGAAAGUAUGAACGUAUUGAAAAAAAUUUUUCCAAUACUUUUCAUUAUUACAUUUGCCUCGAGUUACCCGGCAAAAGCCGGUUCGCACACGCAACACUUCAUCCUUAUCAAUCAACCGAUUUCGCCUUUCGAGGCGAGAAUAAUUGACUACAUGUGAAUUUAAAAAAUAUCUUUUUUUGGAUGAGAAGACUUAUUUUCAAUUUCAGAAGAUAUGCAACGAACGAAAAGGCAAUUUGUUGAUGAUCGAAACAGAAGAAGAAUUUAGCCUGUUCCGAAGUGAAAUUUUGCAAAUUUUACUGUUUCAAAAACGUUUUCAGAAUGGUUUGAAAACGUGAAGCAAGAAAUUUGGAUCGGAUACACGGACGCAAAAGUAGAAGAUAAUUUUACAGGCGUGGAUGAGACUGCGAAUUCUCUGCAGCCAUUGUGAGUCAUCAAAUUUAAAUCUUUUCUUUGUCGACUAAAGUUUUGAACCGAGGGUUUUCAAUACUAGUUGGGUAUUUCGGAAAAUUUUCUGGAAGAACUUCGAAGCUUUUUUUAGCGCGGCAAACAAAAAAAUGAUGAUGCCGAACAAUGAUCAAAGCGACUGCGUGACGGUGAAAUACACAGAGCCAACGCCGUUUGCUGUUGAACCAUGCAAUUUGAAACUACCAUUCAUUUGUGAAAUGAAGCGAGGUGAGAACAGAAAAGACAAGAACUGACACAAUCUUGUUUCCAGAUUGGACAACCACGAUUUAUCCCCCAAAUGAAGAAACGAUCGAAGAAGGAUACAACUCAAGUUCUUCACAGUUCACUUUGUGGCUUCUCUUGUUUUUGAUCUUACUAUUGAUGAUUACAAUAACGGCUUUUCUCUGCUUCGGUUUACCGAUUAUUCAUCUCGAUUUCAAUUUUUCGUUCAGUUUGCUGGAAGCAGAGAGAAGGAGCGCGUGUUCAUGCAGCCGAGUCAGCACUGCCGCCUCCUAGAGAUUCAGAAGUUCUACCAAUCAGUCAUAGGUCAGAAAUCGUUCAACAUCUACGUGAGUUUGAAAUUAACAUAUCCGAAAAUUGUCGCAACUGUUUAGCAUCAACAAACGUAGUAGCACCUGCUCCUGCUCCUGUUCCUGUUCCUCCGAAACUUCCCGAAACCAUCAACCUUCCUCCAAAGCCGUUGUCAGAAUUUCGUACAAUAGAAAAUCAUCUUACCUCGCCGCGCCGAGUGACCACUCGUCCCACAAGUGAAAAUCGGAUAUCCGAAGAAGUAGACCUGCCUUCGGACGAUAGCAACGAAAAAACUGCGCCAGAGACGGUCCAAAAGACUCUGGAUGAAGAGCUGCCUCGAGGAGACGCUGACUACCAGAAGCUGGUCAGCCGACCUCAUCCAGCUCCUCGCUCUCUGCCUCCGUUGCCGAUACGGGAGUCUACUUUCCACAGCUUGAAUACGAGGUCAAAAUUAAUGACUUUUUCACUACAGCGUUACAAAAAUACUAUUUCGAGAGUGAAACUUGCCUAAACCGUACUUAGAGAUUCCUCGAACCUGAUUUCUUGUUAAUGAGUUCUAUCUGGAUACUGCUGAAGUACACAUUGAGAUUAGUUCUGAAAUAUCAAGCUUAGCUCUGGAAAAGGCAACAAACAUUUAUAACUCCAAUUUCAUCCUAUUUUUUUUUCUCAGUUCUCAAGUUUUCCAAUUUCAGAGACGAAAGUUUCCUGAAAACGCGUCGAACUCAAGAGCUUUUCGAAAGACCUCGAAUGGACGUUCUCGACAACGUCUCCGCCAUUUCCCUCGACGAGUUUUGGAGCAACGCCAAAAGCUGA